UAUUCACAAGCGCUCUGGCAGUCGUGUGACUCUGACUUAUUGUUGCACCUGUUAUUUCAUCAUUGACAACAUGGAUGUGCCAGACACAAGGAGAGUUGUCAUUCUGGGAAAAACUGGAGCUGGGAAAAGCAGCCUGGCUAACACCAUAUUUGGAGAGAAACCAUUCAAAGUUGAUAAUACUGCUAACUCAGGAACAAAAGAAUGUCAAGCAGAAACCAGAUCUGUCAAUGGAAGAAACAUCACUUUGAUCGACACUCCUGGUUUCUUCGACACAGAUAAAUUUGAGGAAGAGCUGAAGUGUGAGAUACUGAGGUGCAUCAUAGAGUGCGCUCUUGGGCCUCAUGCUUUUCUCAUUGUGCUGAAAGUGGAGAAAUUCACAGAGCAAGAGCAGGAUGUCAUCAACAAAAUACGCCAAUACUUCUCUGAAGUCUUCAAAUACGCAACAAUCGUCUUCACUCAUGGUGACCAGCUGGAGGAAGGAAAAAAAAUUGAGGAUUUUGUCUGCAAUAAUAAGUCAUUGAGUGAUCUGGUGAAGAAAUGCGGAGGCCGCUGCCAUGUCAUUGAUAAUAAAUACUGGAAGAACAACCAACAGGAUGAAUACAGGAGCAACAAGUACCAGGUGGAGAAAAUACUUAACACAAUAGAUAAGGUAACUGAAGCAAAAAAAGGAGGCUGCUACACCAAUGAGAUGCUCCAAAAAGUACAGGAAAUAAUUGAACAAAAGAAGACGCACAUUAGAAAGUCAUCAGGAAACAUGUCAGAGGAAGAGAUCACACGGCAGGCUAAAGACAGAGCAUUUAAGGAGAUCUGGAUCAGACUGGCAGGUGUUGGAACAGGUGCAUUGUUAGGAGCUUUGUUUGGUGCAGUAGCGAUGGUUGGAGUAGUUGUCUACGCUUUAAAGGAACUAGUGCCUGCGGCCAAAACAGUUGUACUGGCAGCAGGAGCAGCUGGUGCAGGAGGAACAGCAGCAGGAGCAGCAGCUGCAGGAGCAGUAGCUGCAGGAGAAACAGCAGCAGGAGCAGCAGCCGCUGGAGCAGUAGCUGCAGGAGGAGCAGCAGCAGCAGCAGGAGGAACAGCAGCAGCAGAAGCAGCAGCAGCAGCAGCAGCUGCUGCAGCAGCUGCAGGAGGAACAGCAACAGGAGCAGCAGGAGUAGCAGGUACAGCAGCAGGAGGAGGAGCAGCAGCAGCAGGAGCAACAGCAGGAGGAGCAGCAGUAGCAGGGGGACUAGGAGCAACUGGAAUUGCAUUGAUCUCAGUUGCAGUGGUAUCUGCUGCAGUGGGAGCAGCAGUGGGAGGUUAUGAAGGAUAUCAUGCAGCUGAGGGAGCAGACACACCAUGGGAAGCAGCAAAGAUGACAGUAGCUGCUCUCAACGAGGGAGCCCAGUCUAUCAAAUCGACCAUAGAUGGAGUGGGAGAUUGUUUGAAAACUUUGAAUGUUUCAAGCAAACCAACAUAUUCAAAGUUAAAAGAGAGUUAAAACCUACAAUGAGCUGUGACUCCUGAAGACGGGGAGGAAAAUAUAUCAUUAAAGUCAUGUCUCCCCGUAGAUCACAUGAAAAUCUUUUUAACCCAUCGUUAACCUUUGAGCUGAAGUAUGUUUAUUCAUAAUGUCACAGGUUUUAUCUUGUCUGAGCUUCAAGAGCUUUUUCCUGUUUUACAAUCUAUCUUUAUGCCUCCACACCAGUGAAAGGAAUUAUGAUUUCAGGUUGUCUGUCCUUCCAUCCAUCCAUCUGUCCGUCCCUCCAAUUCUUGAUAAUGUGGUAUCUCAAAAAAAUGCCAAAUUUGGCACCAAUGUCCACUUGGACACAACCAUGACCUGAUUAAAUUUUUGUGGUCAUUGGUCAAAGGCCAAGGUCAGUGUAACCUUGCAUCAGCCUCAAUCUCAUGAACACGACUCCUCUCAAACGCCUGGAUGGAAUGUUUUUGAAUUUGGCAAAAAUAUCCUCUUAGACUGAAGAAUUUGGUGGUUGAAGGUCAAAGGUCAAGGUCAGUGUGACCUCACAAAACACAUUUUGGUUAUAACUCAAGAAUUCCUACACUAACUAUAUGACACAAAUGUCUAAUAGGAUAAAAUGAUGAAUUGAAGACAUUGUAUAUACAAAAGGUCAAAGGUCAGCUUCACUGUGACAUCAUAAUGUUCUGCAUAAAACAGUGUGUUGCCCGGGGGAAGAUGUUUGUGAAGCACCGGAGUUUUCACAGGUGUGGAUGUGAUCCAAACUGCAUUGUAAAUAUUUGGAUUUCUACCUUAUUUUUAUUGUAUAUAAUAUUUUUUCAGUGUUUCUUACUUUGUAUUGUAACUGCUGCACAGCAAGUUGCAAUUUUAUCUUAACCACAGACUCUGUGUUUGAUGUGUUGUUAAGUGCAUAUACUAUAAACCAGUGGUACUCAGCUCAUGGCCCAUGGGCCCAACAUUUAAAAAUGUUGUAAUCAAAUCAAUGUACUCAUUGUUCACUGCUCUCUGUUGCAAAAGCUAACCAGCAAAUAUCAUUUAAUCUAUGUACAACAUCAUUUUAUUAGAAUAGCUGUGAUUGUUAGUGGAUUAAAAUGUAUAACCAAGAUAAAUAUGAACAAUCAAUAAACUCAA
This is a messenger RNA of Epinephelus moara (kelp grouper), 2584 nucleotides long. RefSeq names its product glycine-rich protein 1-like. Gene Ontology annotation, molecular function: GTP binding. NCBI's taxonomy places the organism in Eukaryota, Metazoa, Chordata, Actinopteri, Perciformes, Serranidae. The record is from RefSeq and is a predicted model, not a curated record. The transcript is spliced from 2 exons. The coding region runs from base 71 to 1477 and encodes 468 amino acids.